Messenger RNA from Rhea pennata, 1068 nucleotides. It is a transcript of the gene PGCKA1, whose product is annotated as chromosome 4 C4orf19 homolog. The record is from RefSeq and is a predicted model, not a curated record. NCBI's taxonomy places the organism in Eukaryota, Metazoa, Chordata, Aves, Rheiformes, Rheidae. The transcript is spliced from 2 exons. Bases 18 to 1004 code for a protein of 328 amino acids.
GAUUAAAGAAAAUCCAGAUGGGGUGCAGGUGCUGCAAAAUGAUACAAAGCUAUAUUUUUGAUCCAGAAGAAGUACAAUCACCUGGAUACACUCCUGAAGUGAACAGCUACAAACAAGAUGAGCAAGACAGCAAUAAAUUCAAAUUCAAACAGAACAGUGAAAUUCAAGAACACAAAAAUGAACUCCAAAAGGAUGAGUUAAAGAGAACAGAAAAUAAAAAACAGGUAAAUACUACAAAAGAAACUCUCUGGAAUCACAGAGGAAGUGCUUUUCAAGAAGACAGUCCUGUGAAGUGUGUUGCAAAGCCUGAUGUUGCAGUCAAUGGUGGCAACCCCUGCGCUGGAGCAUACCCCAGUCUCAACCCCAACAUAAGUCCAAUGAAGGAAGCCAGCAAACAGGGAACCUCCAGCUUGUUAGCAGAGUCUUCUUCAGCCAGCACCAGAGACUUCUACCCCAAACUAAAUGAGUCUGGUCAAAAAUUUGACCUAGAAGCAGGCAGUCACUGUAAGUCAGCCUGUAAAGAGCCAGACAGUAUUCAAGAUGGGAACUCCCACUCGGCAGGGGAAAACACCUCUCUCAUAGGAAGUGUCAUACUGGAGACACAAAAUAAUGCCAUACAAUUGCCAGAUGUAGAUUAUCCCCAAAACAGCAACCAAACCAGGAACUAUGUUGAAAAAGAUAGCUUUUCAGUUGAUUAUGCAUGCUCAGAUCAAAACACCAGGCCUUCAGCAAAACAUGACCAGGACCUUUAUUUAACUCUGCCUUUACAUAUGAAGGAAAGCAGUACUGAACCUUUUAAAACUUCCUCUGUAAGUCUGAGUGAGGACAUUCCUGACGGUAUCACUGCCAAAGCCCUUACCACAGCAGCACAGGCACCGACACACUCAGACCACAGAGAUAUCAAUGGAGAAAUUGAGGAGGAAGACGCAGAAGUGGCAGCAGCUCUGGCUGCCCUGGAAGCUGCAACUGCAGGGGAAGAUCUGGAAGAUGACGAUGAGUACUAGAAGAAGGUUUCUUUCUAAUACGUUGAUAAUCUUGUUCCGGAUCUAAAUGAAUGCAUGUGCAGUA